AUGACUGAAUCGACUCAAGGAAAGACAAUUAAAUGUAAAGCUGCCGUUGCAUGGGAAGCUGGGAAGCCAUUGAGCAUUGAGGAUAUUGAAGUUGGGGCCCCAAAAGCUCAUGAAGUUCGUAUUAAGGUGUUGAAUACUGGUGUUUGCCACACAGAUGCCUACACGUUAAGUGGGGUCGAUCCCGAAGGUGCCUUUCCAGUAGUUUUGGGACACGAAGGUGCCGGUAUCGUCGAAUCCAUUGGUGAAGGUGUUACUAGUGUAAAGGUUGGUGACCAUGUCAUUGCCUUAUAUACUCCUGAGUGCAGGGAGUGUAAAUUUUGUAAGUCAGGUAAAACCAAUUUAUGUGGUAAAAUAAGAAGCACUCAAGGAAAAGGUGUUAUGCCUGAUGGAACUAGCAGAUUUACCUGUAGAGGUAAAGAAUUGUUGCACUUCAUGGGUUGCUCUACUUUCUCUCAAUAUACUGUCGUAGCCGACAUCUCAGUUGUUGCUGUCAAUCCUGAUGCCAAACCAGACAGAACAUGUCUCUUAGGCUGUGGAAUUACAACCGGUUAUGGUGCUGCUACAAUUACUGCGAAUGUACAAAAAGGUGAUAACGUCGCUGUUUUUGGGGCUGGUUGCGUCGGCUUAUCAGUUGUUCAAGGUGCUGCUGAGAGAAAGGCUAACAAGAUUAUUGUCGUUGAUAUAAAUGACAAAAAAGAACAAUGGGCAAAGCAAUUCGGUGCAACAGACUUUGUUAAUAGUGCUAAGUUACCUAGUGGAACUACAAUUGUCGAUAAAUUAAUUGAAAUGACCGAUGGUGGUUGCGAUUACACAUUUGACUGCACGGGUAAUGUUGAAGUAAUGCGGAAUGCUUUGGAGGCUUGCCAUAAAGGUUGGGGUACGUCCAUUAUCAUUGGUGUAGCUCCAGCAGGAAAAGAGAUUCACACUAGACCAUUCCAAUUAGUGACUGGUAGAGUCUGGAAAGGCGCUGCCUUCGGAGGAGUGAAAGGUAGAACACAAUUGCCUGGUAUCGUCGAUGACUAUAUGGAAGGAAAGUUGAAGGUGGACGACUUUAUAACUCAUAGACACCCCUUGGAGAAAAUUAACACUGCAUUUGAUGAUAUGCAUGCAGGUGAUUGUAUCAGGGCAGUUAUUGAUUUAUAA
Molecule: messenger RNA, 1143 nt
Organism: Priceomyces carsonii
Lineage: Eukaryota; Fungi; Ascomycota; Pichiomycetes; Serinales; Debaryomycetaceae
Gene: FDH3
Product: bifunctional alcohol dehydrogenase/S-(hydroxymethyl)glutathione dehydrogenase
Exons: 2
Coding region: 1-1143 (380 amino acids)
Biological process (GO): formaldehyde catabolic process
Cellular component (GO): cytosol
Molecular function (GO): zinc ion binding; S-(hydroxymethyl)glutathione dehydrogenase [NAD(P)+] activity
Source: RefSeq, a predicted model, not a curated record